AUGUGUAUCCAUGAUUGGGCAGGAACACUUGUUCUGUCCAAUGUUCAGAACACAAGCUCUGGACGUUAUGCUUGUACUGCAAAGUCGUAUAACCCAAACACCAAAAGAGAAGCCAGUGUUUCUAGGGAAAGAGAGUUAGAUGUGAUGACCCCACCUGAAGUCAUUGAUUCUCCAAAGCCCGUAAAUACCUUGUCAGCCAAGACAGCCCGUCUAAACUGCUCAGUAACGGGUCAUCCAACUCCCCGCGUCAUAUGGUACAAAAAUGGGCGGCCUGUCUUCAUUAAAGGACGGAUUGUUCAGUCAGACACCAACCAGCUCCUCUUCUACAAUUCAAUAACCGCUGACAAAGGAAUGUAUCAGUGCCUCGCUAUCAACGAUGCGGGAUAUGCGUAA
This is a messenger RNA of Penaeus vannamei (Pacific white shrimp), 393 nucleotides long. NCBI's taxonomy places the organism in Eukaryota, Metazoa, Arthropoda, Malacostraca, Decapoda, Penaeidae. The record is from RefSeq and is a predicted model, not a curated record.